Cetraspora pellucida is the source of this 147-nucleotide messenger RNA. The record is from the annotation of a GenBank genome assembly. Lineage: Eukaryota; Fungi; Glomeromycota; Glomeromycetes; Diversisporales; Gigasporaceae.
AUGGAAAAUAUAAAACUUAACGUUAAUAAUGACCGGGCUGAAACUCGUCAAUUUAACAUUUCUGAUUAUUAUGCAUUAGCUAAACUUCGACUUUGGAUCAACUUUGGAUCGACUUUGGAUCGACUUUUGAUCGACCGGUUUGACUAG